Molecule: messenger RNA, 381 nt
Organism: Plectropomus leopardus (leopard coralgrouper)
Lineage: Eukaryota; Metazoa; Chordata; Actinopteri; Perciformes; Serranidae
Source: RefSeq, a predicted model, not a curated record
GAGCGAGAGAAGCUGAAGGAGGAGAAGAAGAAGUACGCUGAGCGACUGAAGCUGUGGAACAAACCCAGAGAGGACAUGGAGUGUGAGGACCUGAAGGAUCUGCCCAGUCCGGUUCCAGUGAGAACCCGUCUCCCAGCGGAGCUCUUUGGAGAGGCUCUGAUGGUUCUGGAGUUCCUGCGGAGCUUCGGGGAGGUCUUCGGCCUGAAGGACGAGUUCCCCGACGGAGUCUCUCUGGGUGAGAACACCUUCACAGCUGGAACCCUCUGGUUCCUUACAGGGUUUUGCUCCCAGCCGGUACUACUGAGAGGUUCAUGUGGUUCUAAACAGGAUUUUUUAGGAUCCGAGGACACUGGGGGCUUCGCCCCCCCCCCCAAAAAAAAC